AUGGCGUUGAUGAGCAAGCUGGCUCCAGCAACUGGAGCACUGCUCCGACCAACUUCCUACAUUAUGCCGUCGAUGCGCGAAUCUCACGCUGCCGUUUUCCGUAAACGUCCUGGCCAGCUUAUUGUAAAUCGAGUCAAGGUGAAUAAUAUUUAUAUUUUUCACUUUGAGUAAAGUAUUGAGAACUUUUUGAAAAAAAUUGCAAUGCUUGCAACGCGUUAUAAAAUUUUUUCGAAGGAUUGAUGUCUUUCUGGUUGUGGGUUUUUCUAUUGGGUUUCAUAAUUUUUUAAUAAUCGUUUCAUAAUCUCACACGCAUUCACAUUCGCAAAGGGUUUAUAAUUUUUUUGUAGGAAUAUUAUUAUUUAUCUGAUUUAUUUCAGGAUGUUUGUCACUUUUACUUCAUCGGAAUCGGUUUCCUGCCUGUUCUUGUGUGUCUCGCAUACAACCACAUCGUCUAUGGCACUUGCGAGUUAAAAGACUAUCCCACAGAGGUUUUAUAUUACUUUCUUCUUUAUUUUAACGGUGGUAUGAAAAAUAAAACACCAACGAAAAUUCAAACGGCGACUUUUCCGAUUUUUUCAUAUCGCUAGGGAACUUUCCGACUAACCCCUUUCCGACGAAAUUUUUUCCGACCUUUUCCCCUUAUAUUUUUCAGUUUUUAAAACAUCUAUAAACAUUUUUUUUUUCCUAUUUCUUUGUGUUUUAAUCAUGUACCAACUACCUACUUUGUAUAGGAAGAAUUAAAACGAAGUUUUUAUCGAGAAAAAAAGUCGGAAAAAGAUUCGUCGGAAAGUUCUCUAGCGAUACGAAAAAAUCGGAAAAGUCGCCGUUUGAAUUUUCGCUGGUGUUUUUUUUUUCAUACCAUCAAAAUCCAUUGUGUCUGCACAAAUUUACGUUUAUUGUUAUAUGCGACAAUACUUUUGAGACACCCUGUAUAAUGAAAAAGUUGUAGUUUUUAGGCCUAUUUAUUUUGGCAUGCUGGAAAAAGUCAUUUUUCCGUUUUUUGAUAAAUCUGUUCAAAAAAUUUUUGAAAUUUUUUUUUUUUCUGAAUUCUCCCAUCUCCGCCAGAAAAAUGCUUUCGAAUUUAAAUUAACACUAUUUCGCACAUAUCAUAUUCCGAUUUCAGAUCAAAAAAAAGUUUUUGACCGAACUUCUUUUUCAAAAAAACACAUAAUCUUCUAUUUUUGUGCCUCUAAUAUAUGGGUUCUCGAAACUUAAAACUUAACCAAAAUCGAGAAUUUUGUGCAUUUUGGCGACUUGAAAAACUCGAACUGAAAAAAUUCAAAAAAUGGAUAUUCCUAAAAAUUACCGACCCGACCUACUUUUCCAGCAUGUCAUUUUCGGAAUUUCCUAUCUUAAAAUUGCGUUUUUCUUUAUAUCUAUUCACAGUUUGUGUGCAAAAAAAAAGAAAAAAAAUGGUUAAAAAGUGUUUUUGCUGGAAAUUAAAACUAUAAAAUUUUCUUUAUGUUUCUUGCCACCUUUUUUAAGCUUUUCGAUACACGCGCGGCGUUUUUUUAAAUUGUGAAAAAAAGUAGUACUUGAAUGACGUUCCCAACUUUUUGUAUACUAGGCCUUGACUAUUGCCAAGACUUUUUCGAAUCCAAAAAAUAUGUCAAGAGGAAUUAUUUGUUUUUCAAAUUCAAGUAAAAACUCAACAAGUGAAGAUUGCAUUGAAAAAAAAGAAUAAAAUUCAAACUAAUAAUGAUGAAAAAUCACAUUUCUAAGGAGAAUGAUCCUUUAAGAGUGAACCGAAAAAUUAAAUCCAAGCGGACGUUUUGGCCGCUAGAGCAUUCAGCUCAUUUGAAAAGUAACAAAGUACAUGAAAAGAAUGUUAUUUGGGUUCUUCAGGGUCCUCCACCGCAUUACUGGCAGUUUGAAAGGACGCCAGUCCGUCAGUGGUGGGCCAAGUGGUUUGGAGUUUCCGACGUCGAACACCACGAGAGGAACCUCGCAUACUACGAAAAGCAAGGAAUUCUAGCCCGGUGGAGGUGAUCUUGUUCUCUCAACGUGAGCUCAAGUUCUGACGCAGACAAAUCGAGCAGCGCGUGAAGCAUUUGCAAGGCGAACGGUGGGACUACAAGGGCUGGAGCUAUCAGCCGGUGUCCGCCACGUGGGUCGACUACAGCAGGGCGCACCAGUUGCGCAUUAAAAACCAGUACGAGCAGCAUGGCCACUAUCCUCAGUAAUCUCAGGUUUGUUCUCUACAUUGACGUUUAUUCGUUGAUUCAUGCAUAACCUCUUGAAUAACUCCGACGGUCAAUGCAAUUUUGAAUUCGCGUUAUCCGUUAGAAGGGUACUCUAUACUUUCAUUAUUUUCCAAAAAAUGGCUAGAAUUUUUGAAGGCAUGCGCUUCAUGAGCUGUCUAAUUUUUUCCACAGUUUUGAAAACUUGUAAAAAAAAAACGUUUUUUGAAGUUUGUCGAGGGCUCCUGAAAAAACAGAAUGGUCGUGAUUGAAACAGUUUCAUUCUUGAUAUCAAUCAAAUUCCGUGUAUCUUCACACGGAGUGGCAGCUCUCUUUUAAGAGAUUAAAAUCAGUCGAGGCUGCCCUAGAGUUUACACGGCCUCCGUGCCCGAGCCCCACCAUCACCGCCGUGCCCAUAACCGCGAAGCUGAGGGAUUUACUUGUGGAAGAACGGGGUGAAGGCUUGUAAGACCAUGCUUUCUAUUCAAAUAACUACAUUUUUUGUUUUAUUUUUCGCCAAAGGCGGUGUUAGCACCGCUCAAAAAAGCAAUGUUUCCACCGCGCAGCCGAUUCCAGAGUUUUUUUUUAAAUUUUGAGCUAUAACGAACAACCGCCUUCGGCGACCAAAAAGUUCAAAAAUUUAAUCGAAAGAGUUGAAAACAUGGUCUUAUGGUCCCUCGUUCUUCUAAGCGUAGUCCUUUAGUUGCCAAUUGACGAGAUCGUAACACGGCGGGUUUUGUUCUGGAGUCCGGAGACCGUGCUCUAGGUGGAAGCCUCGGAAUGAGAGUACACACUUCGAGUAAAAAGUUGGAAACGAAGCUCACGCUCCUACUAGAACCAUGUUUUUCAUGUAGAUGUAUGUACGAGCUCGCUCACUUUUUCUCCGAUAAACGGUGUAAAUUAAUCAAAUAAGCCAUGUCGAAAAACAAAAGAACAAACGUUUUGAGCCUCUAGAGAAAAUAAAUAAGACAAUUUGAAUCGAAAGUACGCGAAACUUUGGUUAGAAAUAUCUCUUUGUAUUACUAAACUUUCAGAUAG
Caenorhabditis auriculariae is the source of this 3218-nucleotide messenger RNA. The record is from the annotation of a GenBank genome assembly. Lineage: Eukaryota; Metazoa; Nematoda; Chromadorea; Rhabditida; Rhabditidae.